UUUAAAGCGGCCUUUUUUAAAAAUCAAGAGAAGCUACGUCCAGCGGCUUGUAAUUCCUAAUAUUCAAUAUUUCAGAUUGUUUAAUUUUAUUGAUUCGUCCAUUGGAUAGACAAAGGUAAUAAGAAUUUACAUCUACUACUUGUUGUAAAUGUGUAAACUACACUGUUACACAUUUACAACAUUUCAUAUUUAUAGCCCUAAGACGUUUCACUGUCCGUAUCUAGAUGAGAAGUAUGUUGUUAUAACAAAAGACAAUCAUCUGUUUUAACAUCUAAACAUUUAAAUAAACAUUCCGAUAUUCCUAAAUUGUCCCUUCACAUGUGAUAAGUGCUGCCUCCAUUACUUACACAUUCAAACUGCAACAAAAUAUUUAUAAUAAGUAAUUAAUUUAAUUUCAUUUAACCCAAUAUCUACUGUGUUGUCUUAUUUUACCUCAUGUAGUUCUAUUUCAUUUUAUACCAUCCUAGUCCCUUUUCCUUUUUGCUUAACAGAUAUGUAACAAAAUAUUUAACAACAAAAGAAAAUGUCAUUGUGGCUUUACGUGCCGCAUUUCUUUUGCGCAAUUAACAGACUGAUCAGAACAGAAAAUCUAUGAAAGCAAGUCAUUGAACUUAAUGCGCAUAGAUAAUACAAAUUAUCCAAUUAACUAAAUUAUCAUUUAUCAUUCUUUAACUUGUUUUGUUCCGCAAUCACUCAGCUGGACUUUGAUACCGGUUUUCUCUAAGUGCGUCAAUUGUGAAUUAUAAACUUAUCAUUUCGUUUCUGUACAUCGCCGAGGAUGGAUCAAUUGCGUUUCGACGGACGUGUAGCAGUAGUAACUGGUGCUGGAGGAGGUUUAGGGAAAGCCUACGCUCUGCUCUUAGCAUCUCGAGGUGCUAAAGUUGUCGUCAAUGACCUAGGCAGUGCCAGAGACGGUGCCGGAAAGUCCAACGCAGCGGAUGCCGUUGUUAAAGAAAUCAAAGACAAAGGUGGAGUAGCUGUAGCUGAUUACAACUCUGUCGUCGAGGGGGAGAAGCUAAUAAAAACGGCAAUUGAUAAUUUUGGGAGGAUUGAUAUUCUUAUCAACAAUGCUGGCAUUCUCCGUGAUAAGAGCUUCACUAAAAUGACUGAGCAGGACUGGGACUUAAUCCAAGCUGUCCAUUUAAAAGGUGCUUUUAAGACAACUCAUGCAGCAUGGGAAACAUUCAGAAAGCAAAAAUAUGGUCGCAUUGUAAUGACCUCAAGCAAUGCGGGCUUGUUUGGGAACUUUGGUCAGGCUAAUUACAGUGCUGCUAAACUUGGUUUAGUUGGCUUAGCCAACACAUUGGCCAUUGAAGGCGCAAAAUACAAUAUCAAGGUGAACACAAUUGUUCCCACGGCGGCGUCUCGUCUCACUGAAGAUAUCCUCCCGCCAGAGAUGUAUGAGGCCAUGAAGCCGGAAUUAAUUGCUCCAGUUGUUGCGUACAUGGUACACGAGUCCUUCAACGAUACCGGUGCUAUCAUCGAUUCCACAUUGGGUUUCGCAACCAAAGCACAAUUAUUUAGGAGCAAUGGAGCCCCACUCAAGAAGAGACCUUCAGACCCGGUCACGAUCGAAUCGGUCAAAGAGAAUUGGUCCAAAGUCGUGGACAUGAGAGGCGCCAAACAUUUGGAGAAGAUCGCAGAUGUCACGCUAGAACUUGUCGACAAACUUCAGGAAUUUGAAGAACGUUCCAAACUGGACGGCGACAAGGACUCUUACUGGACGACGUACGACUACAACGCAAAGGAUUUAGUCAUCUACGCCCUGGGAGUGGGAGCUUCGGUCGAGAACCCGACCGAUUUGAAGUUCCUUUACGAGAGCCACGAGAAUUUCUCUCCCUUACCCUCGUUCUUCAUACUGGCUGGAAUGUGCAUGGAGGCCCCGAUCGUUGCUAACGCCAUGCCGCCGGGCAAAUUCGCUGAUUUCACUAAUGUGCUUCACGGAGAGCAGUACAUUGAAUUCGUCGGUGACUUCCCUGGCACCGAGGGAGUCUUCACAACCCGUUGUUACGUUGUCGAUAUCCUGGACAAGGGCUCCAGCGCCGUGGCCAUUGUGAACAGUGAAAUAUUCCAAAAUAAGCAAUUGGUAUGCCGAACCCAGCAGCACAUUUUCGUGCUAGGCCAAGGAGGUUUCGGUGGACCCCGCAAUAGCAAGAACGCUAUCGGCGUCGGAAACGCACCGAAGCGAAAUCCUGAUGCCGUCGUGGAACAACGCACCGCCGAAGACCAGGCUGCUCUCUACAGAAUGUCUGGUGACCUCAAUCCUCUGCAUAUUGAUCCCAACGUUGCGACCGCAAGUGGACACAAGAAGCCGAUUCUCCAUGGACUCGCAUCCCUUGGUUUUUCAGCUAGACAUGUUCUAGCUAAAUUUGGUGGAAACGACUCCAGCAAUGUGAAAGCCUUAAAGGCACGUUUUGUGAAACCAGUAAUGCCUGGUGAAACCCUUGUUACUGAGAUGUGGGUAGAAGGCAAGAGAGUUCAUUUCCAGACCAAAACUAAAGAAACUGGCAACACAGUGAUUGCUGGUGCAUACAUUGAUUUCAAGAAUGUGGUAUCAGCUGGUGGGUCCCCAUCUGCAGCAGCACCAUCCACUGCGUCUGGCACUUUAAAGAGUGAUGCACUCUUUGCAAAAAUCCAAGACGAAGUAAAAAAGAAUCCUGACAAAGCUACGACAGUUGGUGGUGUUUUCUUAUAUAACAUCACUGAUAACGGAAAAACAGUGAAACAAUGGACACUAGACCUCAAGUCCCCAGUUGUUCACGACGGAGCACCGAAGAGUGGAAAGGCAGAUACGACUAUGACAAUUGCAGAUGCUGAUUUAGUGCAAAUUGCAUCUGGAGCUCUCAAUCCUCAAGUUGCAUACAUGAAAGGAAAACUUAAAAUCGCAGGCAACAUCAUGCUCGCCCAAAAACUUGGACCUUUGCUCAAAUCAGAUGCUAAAUUGUGAAACUAUCAAUUUAACUAUAAAGAACAAUUUGGGUGUCAGGGUUUUUGCAUUGGUUCAUUUAUUAAUUUUGUUAUAAGAUAAAGUGGAAACUCCUAUUUUCUGUUAUCAGAAUGUUGUUAAAUAAAACAGAUAUGAAAAGAUAUGUAAACUGUGAUAAAUGUUAUUUUUUUUAUUGUACUGGCAAAUUUCUAUUUAUAUUCCAUUAACUACUUAUAAAUGUAAACUGAUUACUUGUGGUGGAGGAGUAAUACAACAGUUUUCUAUCAGA
Bombyx mori (domestic silkworm) is the source of this 3215-nucleotide messenger RNA. RefSeq names its product peroxisomal multifunctional enzyme type 2. Gene Ontology annotation, molecular function: oxidoreductase activity. The coding region runs from base 779 to 2947 and encodes 722 amino acids. NCBI's taxonomy places the organism in Eukaryota, Metazoa, Arthropoda, Insecta, Lepidoptera, Bombycidae. The transcript has 14 exons. The record is from RefSeq and is a predicted model, not a curated record.